Molecule: messenger RNA, 660 nt
Organism: Penicillium olsonii
Lineage: Eukaryota; Fungi; Ascomycota; Eurotiomycetes; Eurotiales; Aspergillaceae
Source: the annotation of a GenBank genome assembly
AUGUUGGCCCCAAACACAGUGAACGAGCUCUACCUAGGACAAGCCCGCGCCAGCGGCAGCACAAAAGACUGCAUGGCCCUAUACGAGCGAUGGGCCGAAACAUAUGAUGACGAAGUCACCGACGAGGCCCAAGACUACGUCGCACCAGUCCUCGUCGCCCAAGCAGCCAUCCAAUACGGACUAUCCAACGGAGCCACGAACAGCAUCGUCCUCGAUGCCGGCUGCGGGACAGGUCUUGUGGGCGUGGCACUCGGACUCGCCAAGGCGAAAGCAAUUGACGGCAUCGAUCUCUCACAACCAAUGCUGGCCAUUGCACGAAAGACAGGCGUCUAUCGGGAUCUGACGGUAGCGGACAUGAAUGCGCCCAUCGCCAAAGCAGACGAGACAUACGAUGUGGUUUCUUGUGUGGGCACAUUCACGCUCGGCCACGUUGGGCCGGACCCGGCGUUGCGGGAACUGGUGCGAGUGACCAAGACGAAGGGGAUUGUGGUUUCGACGAUCCUGGAGGAAAUCUGGGUGCCGGGUGGGUUCCAGGCGGAGGUUGAGAAGCUCAAGGCCGAGGGGUUGGUGAAGGUUGUCACUGAGGAACUCAUAGACUAUGUAAAAGGCCAUGGCGACAAGGCUGUGUUGCUUAUUUUAGAGAAGAUCGACCGGACUUGA